AUGGUGACAGUCCUGGCAAUGAUGAGGAUCCUGUUCAUCGUGGCUGGUUUGGCCCUGUUGGGUGGUCACAGCAAAGCAGGCUUUCAUGGCAAACAGUUCAUCACAGCCUUCAUGCAGAAUUACCUGGCUACUACUUCUGAAAUAAACCUCCAGCUGUUCCUCACUGGUUACCAUGACUCUACUGCAGUCACUGUGACAAUGAGCAAAUCUACCUAUCAGAAAAGUUAUACCAUCAGAGAGGGCGAAACAGUGUCUGUGGAGAUCCCAAAGACUGCAGAGAUGAGGAGGAGUAUCAUGUUUGACCAUUCCAUUUUAAUUCAGGCUGAGCACGACAUUUCGGUUGUCCAAUUGUUCAGGAAGAGGAAUUCCGUUGCUGCCAUGACAGUAUAUCCAGUCCAGGAGCUUGGCACAACGUAUUAUGUCAUAACCCCACGUGAUACCAAAUCAAUAAGCUUAUUGAAAGAAUUUGCAGUCAUAGCUUGGGAUGUUCCUACUACAGUUGAGAUUUAUCUGAAAGGGCAGGUGAAGUUCAACAACCAGUUGUAUGCUGCACGGAACAAACUCAAUGUUUCCCUUGAGGCUUUCCAAGUCAUCCAGUUGCAAAGCUCAGAUGAUUUGUCCGGCACUCAGAUACAGUCAUCAGCACCCGUGGCAGUCCUGAGUGGGCAUGCGUGUGUAGUGCAAAAUUCCUGGUGCGAUCAUGUUGCUGAACAGCUCCUGCCAGUCUCCAGCUGGGGUACCACUUUCAUUGUUCCCUCUGUACCUUUCCAAGACAAGCCUGACAUUGCAUAUGUGGUUGCUGCCCAGGAUACUCGUAUCGAUUAUCACAUGGGCUCCAAAAGAGGCUUUCGAUACAUGGUAGCCGGGGAAGUCAAAGAGUUUGAGAUCCAGUUCCCAAAAGUGCUCUAUAUCUCUGCUAAUGGGGGACUCCAAGUCCUUUUCUCCUUCACUGGCAACAUGCAAAGCUACGAUCCAUUCCUGAUGACCAUUCCUGCCGUAACGAGUUAUGGCCAAUCCUACCACUUUAAUAGAAUCAGCAAUUUCGAGAACUAUGCCAUCAUCAUAGCAGAAAGUUCGGAAACCAGCAGCAUUAGUAGGAACAAGACGGCCAUUACAGGGAUUCAAUGGAGAAGUGUCCCAAGGUCACAGUAUUCAUGGUGUGUAUAUGACUUGAACACUGGACCUAACUCUAUCUUUCUGGAGCAUCCUGAAUCUCCCUUUGGUGUCUUGGUCUUUGGUGGUAGAAACCGGGAAGGUUACGGCUUCGCUCCACCGUCCUUCCACUCAUCUGGUCCAUUAUCUUGUCCUGAGAACAGUCACUACGAGGCCUGUGGAAAUGCCUGCCCAGCAACCUGCUCUGACUGGACUGCUCCCUGCACAUGUAACAACACCUGUGCAGAAAUCUGCCAGUGUGACGAGGGCUACGUCCUGAGUGCCGAGAAGUGCGUCCCAGUGGAGACCUGCAACUGCACCUACGAUGGCAUGACCUACAAGGCAGGCGAGGAGUUCUGGGCUGGUGAAGGCUGCCAUUCCCGCUGCAUAUGUGACCCCGAAUUAGGCAAGGCAGUGUGCAGAAAGGCCUCCUGCAAGGCCAACGAAGCAUGCAUUGUAGCCAGAGGAGUCCGGGAAUGUCGUGCCAACAGCUACUCCACCUGCACAGGAUCUGGGGAUCCCCACUACACCACUUUUGAUGGGAAGAAGUACGACUUCCAGGGUACCUGUGUGUAUCAGAUGGCAGCGGUCUGCUCCGAGGACCCCACUCUCACCCCGUUCUUGGUCACGGUGGAGAACAACAACCGCGGCAGUAAAAAGGUGUCCUUCACCAAAGCGGUGACUCUGGAGGUCUACAACAUGACCAUCAGCCUGAGCCAAGAGUAUCCUCGCAAGAUUCAGGUCAAUGGAGUCUUUGUGGACGUACCCUUCUCCUAUGAAAAUAAACUGAAGAUCUACACCAGUGGAGUCCAUGGCUUCAUCAAGACAGACUUUGAUCUGAGAGUCAGCUUUGACUGGUACAGCUACGCCAGGGUCAUUAUACCCAGCAAUUAUGCCAAUGCCAUCUGUGGACUCUGUGGCAAUGCCAAUCAGGAUCCCAGCGAUGACUUCACCAUGAAGGAUGGAACUCAGGCAAGUGAUGAAGUCCAACUUGCAGACAGCUGGAAGUUGAGGGAGGUUCCAGGGUGCUCAGCAGGAUGCACCACCGACUGCCCAGUGUGCAAAGAGGGAGAGAAACAAACCUACAAGAGUGACCAGUACUGUGGGAUCCUCAUCAGAAAGGAUGGACCAUUCAGGCAGUGCCAGGAGGCCAUUGACCCAACACCUUUCUUUGAUGACUGUGUCUUUGACACCUGCCAGUACAAGGGUCACCGUGAUGCCCUGUGUGGUGCCAUCAAUGCCUAUGCAACAGCCUGCCAAGCUGAGGGCAUCCAGAUUGGACAAUGGAGAUCAGCCUCCUUCUGCAGCCUUCUAUGUCCACGUAAUUCCCAUUAUGAGGUCUGUGGAAAUGGCUGCCCAGCCACCUGCCGCAGCCUUGCAGCUCCAGAAACCUGUGAGGAGUCAUGUGCCGAAGGCUGCUUUUGCGACUCUGGAUUCAUCCUCAGUGGGGACCAGUGCGUCCCUCCUGCAGAGUGUGGGUGUGUGCACCAGGGCAGAUACUACAAGAAGGGAGAGGGGUUCUACCCCAGCACCUCCUGCCAGGAGAAGUGCCAGUGCAUGGACAAUGGUGCCACCGAGUGCCAGAAGUUCUCCUGCGAAGCAUACGAAGAGUGCAGGGUGGAGAACGGCAUCCAAGGCUGCCAUCCCAUUGGAUACGGAACAACUAGUGCAUCUGGUGACCCCCAUUACAUUUCCUUUGACGGACGAAGUUUCAGCUUCCACGGCUCCUGCACUUACACCUUAGCCAAAGUCUGCAGCAACGAUCCUCGGCUCGUCAACUUUUCUGUGUUAGUGGAGAAUGAGAAGCCUGAGGAUGGGCCUCUACCUCUAAUAAGGACUGUUGUGGUGUCCAUCCCUGGAUAUAUUGUUGUCCUUCAGAAGGGAAUGAAGUGGAAAGCGAUGGUGGAUGGAGAAUUCUACACUCUGCCAGUGAACAGAGAUGAGGGGAAACUCUGGAUCACCCAGGAGGGGAAUAAUAUCAUUCUCCAGUCAUCCUUUGGCUUCAAAGUCCUUUAUGAUACUACUUCAUACAUCCGCUUAUAUGUACCCAGCACUUACCAGGGACAGAUGUGUGGUCUGGGUGGCAAUUUCAAUGGUAACAUGAAUGAUGAUUUCAUGAUGCCCAAUGGAAAAAUCGCCAAAAGUGUGAAUGAGUUUGCAGCCUCUUGGAAGGUCCCUGUGGAUGGAGUCAGUUGCACAGAUGGCUGUGGUGAGCAAUGCCCCACUUGUGAUUCAGCCCAGACAGCACCAUACAAGGCUGAGAGUUCCUGUGGAAUGAUGCAGGCCAAGUCAGGCCCUUUCAGAAAAUGUCAUCCGUUGGUGAGCCCUGCUGAGUACUUUGAGCACUGCCUGUAUGACAUGUGUGCAGGCCACGGGGCACAGGAAUCCCUCUGUCGAAGCCUUCAGGCCUACAUGGCUGCAUGUCAGGCAGCUGGCGCCAAGGUCGAACCAUGGAGAACAGCCUCCUUCUGCCCCCUCGCCUGCCCAGGCAACAGCUACUAUGAAAUAUGCACUUCGCCUUGCGAUUUCAGCUGUGCCAGCGUUUCCACUUCAAUCCAGUGUACAAGGGAUUGCUUUGAAGGGUGCCAGUGCAAUGACGGCUAUAUGUUUGAUGGGGAUGCCUGUGUGCCCAUUGAUGGGUGUGGCUGUGUGUAUGAUGGGGUGUACCUCAAGGCUGGAGAGAGCAUCAUUUCAAACAACUGCACAGAGAAAUGUUCCUGUAGUGGCCCAGAGAAGCUAAAUUGUGAGGAGAACAGCUGCCAGUCGGGAGAGACCUGCACCCUCAGGAAUGGUGUGCGUGGCUGUGUGAGGCAGGAAGGCCAAUGCAAACUCACCCCAGAAGCCCAGCUCACGUCCUUUGAUGGUGCCAUGAGAAAGUACCUCUGCAGUGGAGUCUAUGACGUGGCCUCUGUUUGUGACGGAAACGCCCUCUCCUGGUUCAGGGUAUCAGUGAGCAUCGGACAAGACGGUGAUGACAAGUUGGUAGUUGGGAAGUCUGUCAAGGUCUACUUCCAGGAUGCAUCUGUCAUCCUUAAAAAGAGCUCCGGGACUUGGGUCAAUGGGCGCUCAGUGACCCUGCCCUACAGGAAAAAUGGCAUGUCUGUGAGCAAGGUUGAUGAUGGGGUUGUGAUUGACCAGCACUCUCAGGUGCAAGUUCACCUCCAUCCCGAUGGGGAGGUGACAGUGAAAGUCUCUGAGACCUUUGCAGGGAAGCUGUGUGCCCCCUGUGGAGACUUCAAUGGAGACAGCUCUGAUGAUCUUAAGCUGCCCAAUGGGAAGGUCGAGAAGAACAUUGCUGAGCUCCUCAAUGCCUGGAAAGCCAAGGAUGUCUAAUAUUACAACCUCUAAAAUCCCAGCAGCCUAUAAUGAAUUCACCUUACUCCAGAUGUACCUGCUAUUUCAGAUCAUCAUAGACUGCACUGAUGAGAAUCAAGGAGCUUCAUUUUGUUCAGCAGUACGUGCCAUCGACCGCAUAAACAGUGCUCCUACAAACAUCCUUGCUUUCCCUAGCAUUUGUAUUUACAAGAUCUAUACAUCACGUGCUGAUGCUGCCAAAAAGUCCAUUUUGCUUUGAGUGAUACCGUUUUCUGUGCUCUAAAGACAAACGUUCUGAAUAAAACGGUACGAGACUAAGUUUACUUGGAGUUUGUUCAAGGUCACUCUGUAUUUGGACUCUUUGUUUCGGAUCCCAGUGACAGGCAAAUUGAUUGGCCAGCUCCAUAUAUGCACAAUGUGACCUUUCUUAUUAAAAGAAAGCAAAAAAAUAAAUAAAUAAAAAA
Molecule: messenger RNA, 4931 nt
Organism: Hemicordylus capensis (graceful crag lizard)
Lineage: Eukaryota; Metazoa; Chordata; Lepidosauria; Squamata; Cordylidae
Product: IgGFc-binding protein-like
Exons: 11
Coding region: 1-4485 (1494 amino acids)
Molecular function (GO): protein binding
Source: RefSeq, a predicted model, not a curated record